Messenger RNA from Pseudomassariella vexata, 2941 nucleotides. RefSeq lists its product as uncharacterized. The record is from RefSeq and is a predicted model, not a curated record. Gene Ontology annotation, cellular component: plasma membrane. The coding region runs from base 95 to 2719 and encodes 874 amino acids. Gene Ontology annotation, molecular function: calcium-activated cation channel activity. The transcript is spliced from 4 exons. NCBI's taxonomy places the organism in Eukaryota, Fungi, Ascomycota, Sordariomycetes, Amphisphaeriales, Pseudomassariaceae.
ACUACAAACAUGCCAGAUCCAACAUCCAAAUAACAUGACGAUGCUCGAAUUAUGAGCUUUCAUUGAAUUUUGAUUAUCUGCAUUGCUAGUAGGAAUGGAAUCUCAGGUUUUCUUCACUGCCCCUGAGAGGUGGGAUACUGAGCGGUCUCAUACCUUCAACAAGACAGGCGACAAUGACAAAUCCGGCAAUGGCGCUUCUCUUCCUGCCAUUAUUGCGGCUUUUGUCCCAUCAUUCGUCACGGCAAUACUCUUCAUGGUAGUCUUUGUGCUCAUUAGGAGACAUCACCAGCGAAUAUACGCGCCCAGAACUUACAUCGACCUGAUCCCCGAGAAAGAUCGAACGCCGUCGUCGGGCACCGCUCGCUUCGCAUGGAUCAAGGCUCUGGCGACGCUAGGUGACAAAUUCAUCCUUGAACAUUCAUCCCUCGAUGCGUAUCUGUAUCUCCGUUUUCUACGGACCGCCAUCUUCAUCUGCUUCAUCGGCUCCUGCAUUACCUGGCCCAUCUUGUUUCCUGUAAAUGCAACUGGCGGCGGGCAUGCCUCGGAGCUGGACAGACUCGGCUUUGGAAAUGUCCAUGGCCACAAACGACUCUAUGCACAUGCUGUGGUGGCAUGGCUCUUCUUUGGCUUUGUCAUGUUCCUCAUUGCGAGGGAGCGUCUGUGGUUGAUUGGUCUGCGCCAAGCCUGGUAUCUUUCGAAGACCAAGGCUUCACGGCUUUCCUCUCGGACGGUUUUGUUCCUUGAUCCUCCCAAGCAUGCUUCCCAGAAUGACGACGUGCAAGCUAACUUCGGCGACGAGUCAAAGCAGCAAUGGGCUGUGAUAGCCACGCAUGAGCUCGAUCAUCUUGUUGGGUCGAGGAACUCCAAGGCUCUGGAACUGGAAUCUGCUGAGGUCACGUUCUUGAGGAACGUCAACAAGAAGAGGUCGAAACUUGCCAAGGACAACGACUCCGACAAUGUGGAAAUCAAUAUAGAGACAAUUCAGUCUCUACGUCCUGUUAGCAAGCAAUAUUACGUCACCGGGGAGGGGACUGAUGCAAUUAAUCAUUUGCGCGACAGCCUGAAGGAGACCAGUCACAAGGUGGAGGAAAGUCGGGAAUCCCAUUUAGCUCACGGUAACCACACCCGCUUUGCUAUAUUUGUUGAGUAUGCGACCCAGUCAGCAGCUCAGAGGGCGUAUCGUGGAAGAUUCAAGCUUGGCCUGCCGGUACCUCCCAAUCUGGCCGUUCAGUUCAGACUCAUCGGCGUGUCUCCAUCAGAAAUUAUCUGGGAUAACCUCACAAUGCCGCAGACCGCUCGAAUCUCAGAAAAGUCGAUCGCAAACUUACUAAUCGCCGCUCUGAUUAUCUUUUGGUCCAUUCCCACAGCAUUCAUUGGAACCGUCUCCAAUGUCAACUACCUCGCCGACAGGGUCGAAUGGCUUCAUUGGAUCAAGAAUUUACCACAACCAAUCCUUGGUCUCCUGACUGGUCUGUUACCGCCGCUUCUGACCAGUUUGUUAGCUUCUUACGUACCGAAUAUCAUGAGAUACGUGGCUAAGAAGUCGGGGGAACCAACAACUGUGUCAGCCGAGCUCCAAGUUCAGGCAUGGUACUACGCCUUCCAACUCAUACAAGUCUUCUUCGUCACUGCGCUCUCCUCUUCGGCAACUGCCUUCAUUCCCAGGAUAAUCAACCAGCCUCACGAGGUUCCCACGCUUCUUGCUGACAAUCUACCGAAAUCCUCAAACUUCUACUUGACAUACUUCAUUCUGCAGGGACUCGGUUCGUCCGCCCGGAACAUCCUUAACUACUCAGAUCUCUUCCAGUACAUCUUGUGGGACAUGUUCGUUAACCAGACACCGCGAGAGAAGUACAACCAGUACACGAAUCUCAAGGGUAUCAGCUGGGGCAAGCUCUAUCCUAAAUUCACCAACUUUGUGAUCAUUGCCAUUGCAUACUCCUGCAUUUCUCCUCUGGUGCUGGGAUUCGCCACGAUUGGCCUUUCGCUAUUCUAUCUUAGUUAUCUCCACAACUUCCUGUUUGUGGUGCAGCCCAAGCUUGAGACGAAAGGCAAAUGCUAUACUCGUGCGCUGCAACAAAUCCUUAGUGGAGUCUAUGUGGGAGAACUGAGUCUCAUCGGCCUUUUUAGUCUUCGGAGGGCGACUGGACCUUCUAUCAUGACGGCCGUUUUGUUCUUUGGGACUAUUGCAUACAACGUGGUGAUGAACCGCUACCUGGGUCCGCUGGAGGAUCAUUUGCCCGACGACUUGAUGACAGCAGAGGAAGUAGAAGAAGAAGAGCCGCUGCUCGCGGCGGAGGAAGGGGAGGCAGUAGAACGUGCCCACGAUCAGUCCCAAGUGCAACGGCUAGGCCAACGGCUACACGCCCCGCAGCAAGUCAUCGACCCUAUUGCCCGCUUCUUUGAGCCGCAUAUAUAUGCGUCGCAUAAAGUCAUGAAGGCGUUCCUCGCUAGUCAUGCUUUUGACUUGGAGCCGCCAGAAUAUAGCGAAGAGGAGCUUCGAACGGCUUAUAUGAACCCGAGCUUGACUUCCAAAACUCCGACUAUCUGGCUGCCAAAGGAUGAAGCAGGGCUUAGUAAAAAGGAAGUUGAGGACAAUUCGGCAGCUGGGAUCAAGAGCACGGAUGAAAGGGCUUGGUUGGACAAGAAAUCGAGGGUCGUGUUUGACAGGGACAGCCUUCGGGAGUUGCCGGUGUGGAAGAAAUCGGCUGAAUACUGAAGGCGUCAAAACUUGAACAGCUGAUGCGACUAGACAGAAAACGUGCAACAUGCUGUACGCUUGAAAUAGUGCUCAAGGUACUAAGGGGACUUAGAGGCACAAGUUUCCUUCUCUAUGUAUUCUUAUUACUGGCGUUAGGAAUUAAUAAUCAUGCCUAGGCUCCCUAUUUGUCUGUAUCUUUUUGUCAGGGUACGUGAUGCGAGUGCAUAUGGGGUGUGAAUU